AUGUUGAACGCCAGUCAACGUAAGAAGGUAAGCCAAAUGAGUGCUGCGGUUGAAGAGGAAUGCGCUCCUUCGACAUCAGGAGGUACUGGGCCAAAGUCUAAAAAUGCCGAGAAGAAGGCACGGGUAUUCGACUUCGACUCCAUUUUUGAAGAAACAAGAAAGGCUGGACAAGCUCGAUUCAUUGAAGCUAGGGCCGGGACCGAUGAGAAAGCUGUAGAAGGAAUAUUUGUUUUUUCUCGUUUUCAAGUUUGUGUCUUCAGCAAUACCGAGCGCGAAUCACUGAAGGAUAGUGGAACUGUGAGUGAAGAAGACGACGAUUUCCUACCAAUGCUGCCUCCCGGCUUCGUCCCUGAUCAAAGUGUUAUAGUUAAUUCAUCAGAGUCCCAGAAUAAAGAUACGGGCGAUGACGAUGAUGAAGAUUUCGUAGAUUACGUUGGUGAUGGAAUUCCCAUUGUCAACCUUAUUCCAACAGCAUGCGAAGCAAAGCUAGUCCAUGGUGGAAAACCAGUAUCUGCCUUACGAUUCGAGCCUAAUGGUAUACGAUUUGCGUCUGGUGGUGUCGAUUUUCAAGUGAAAGUGUUUGACUUCCAAAAAAUGGAUAUGAGCUUACGUGCCGACAAGGACCUCACACCAUGCGAGAGCCAUAUUAUCACCGAUAUCGCGUUCAGCGCGAAUGGCGAAUCAAUGAUAGUUUGCAGUACCAAAGCACAAGUCCAUCUUAUUGACAGGAGUGGUAAACAAUGGGCUGAGACGGUGCGAGGAGAUCAGUACCUUGUCGAUGUGAGUUACACAAAGGGUCAUACAGCAGCCAUUAACUGCUGUCAGUUCAAUCCAAUAAUCAAGGACGAGUUCAUGACCUGUGGUGACGACGGGACUAUUCGGUUGUGGAGUUUAUCAGAUUACAAGGUUAUGACAAAAACCAUAAACACUCACAAAAAGGUUAUAAAAACUAAAACUGCUGGUGGGAAAAGAGCAAUGCCGCAAUCAUGUUCUUACUCUUUGGAUGGUAAGCUGAUUGUUGCUGGUUGCGACGAUGGAUCUAUACAAAUGUGGAAGUACGGAAAUUUAUACGUAAACACUUUCUACCUUGUUCGAAAUGCUCAUAAAGGUCCAAUCACCUCCAUCGCCUUCUCUCCAGACUCUCAAAGGGUUCUGACGAGGGGUUUGGAUGAUGCUAUGAGGAUGUGGUCCAUUAAGGACAAUAAGAAGCCUAUCCUUGAACUGACAAAUUUAGAAAAUGCGUUCAGGAGGUAUAAUGAUGCAGUCGUACCGCAGUCAGAUGGGGAGGCACCUCUUUUGGAAUUUUCGAUAGAUAUUGGCUCAUCAAGGAGAUUCAUGUUACAGAGUUGCUUGAAAAUAGAUUGGCAUCCUAAACUGAACCAGAUUUUGGUGGGCCUCAGCGACGGAACUAUAAGAGUUUACUACGAUCAAAAGCUAUCCAGUCGAGGAGUGUUGGGAUGCAUCACGAGACCGAUUCGAAGAAAUCGCACUAGCGAGUUUGUUCGUGAAGAAAUGAUACUAUCGCCGCUCACUUUGGAGAUGUUCCAACCACGUGGAGAAGAGGGUGAAGAGAAAGAGGUAACAGGAUUCCGCCUCAAAAAAUAUCUCCGUAUGCGAGACAAUCAACAACGUCCACAAUUUCGCAAGCCAGCCGAUGUUCCUAUUGGAAGAAGUGAAAAUGGAAGAGUUGUUGCUAGUGGUGGAAGUUUGCAUUCUUAUGUUGCUCAACAAAUGGGAACACUGAAAAACAAGACAUUCUUGGAGGAUACAGACGUCAGGACAAGCAUUUUACGACAUGCGGAAGAGGCUGCCAAGAACCCGAUGUAUGUAGACCUAGCCUAUCGCAAAACCCAACCAAAGCCUAUAUUCCAAGAAAAGACUACGGCACCAGAGGAAGAGGAACCGGAGACGGAGUUACAACCAGUGUUCAAGAUGCCUAGGCUAAACUGA
Messenger RNA from Cooperia oncophora, 1950 nucleotides. NCBI's taxonomy places the organism in Eukaryota, Metazoa, Nematoda, Chromadorea, Rhabditida, Trichostrongylidae. The record is from the annotation of a GenBank genome assembly.